This is a messenger RNA of Quercus robur (English oak), 3243 nucleotides long. Its product is annotated as kinesin-like protein KIN-7I. NCBI's taxonomy places the organism in Eukaryota, Viridiplantae, Streptophyta, Magnoliopsida, Fagales, Fagaceae. The coding region runs from base 117 to 3140 and encodes 1007 amino acids. The record is from RefSeq and is a predicted model, not a curated record. Gene Ontology annotation, biological process: microtubule-based movement. Gene Ontology annotation, molecular function: microtubule motor activity; ATP binding; microtubule binding. The transcript is spliced from 12 exons.
UCUCUCUCUCUCUCUGUCUCUCAUCUCUCUCUGUUUCUAUCUACAUUGCCUUCUUUUUUCUGAUGCUUGGAGCUAUCAACUUUGGGAGUUAAGAGUUUUGAAUAAAUUGAGAGAGAAUGAGUAGUGAGGAGCUAACAAUGCAAGGGGACAUGGAGGGUGGGAUUGGCUCAAGCCCACAAGAGGAGAAAAUAUUUGUUUCGAUUAGAGUGAGACCUUUGAAUGAAAAGGAGAUAUCGAGGAACGAUGUUUCUGAUUGGGAAUGCAUCAAUAAUACCAGCAUCAUAUUCAAGCAUACCCUGCCCGACCGCGCCAUGUUUCCUACAGCCUAUACCUUUGAUAGAGUAUUUGGGGCUGACACCCCUACAAAGCAGGUGUAUGAAGAAGGAGCCAGAGCUGUUGCUCUUUCAGCAGUCGGUGGUAUUAACUCAAGCAUUUUCGCAUAUGGGCAAACCAGCAGUGGAAAGACGUACACCAUGACCGGAAUUACAGAAUGUGCAGUAGCAGAUAUGUACAACUACAUUGAUAUGCAUAAAGAAAGACAAUAUUUGUUAAAGUUCUCUGCUAUGGAGAUCUAUAAUGAAGCCGUUAGAGACCUCCUCAGCUCAGACAGUGGUCCACUUAGACUUCUAGAUGAUCCAGAGAAAGGUACUGUUGUUGAGAGACUUACAGAGGUCACUUUGAAGGAUUGGAGCCAUCUGAAGGAGCUCCUUUCCAUCUGCGAAGCUGAAAGGAAGAUAGGAGAGACUUCUCUAAAUGAGACUAGCUCCAGAUCUCAUCAAAUUAUGCGACUGACAAUUGAAAGUACUGCUCGUGAAUAUAGAGGAAUGGAAAAUUCAAGCACUCUUGCAGCUCAAGUGAAUUUUGUUGAUCUUGCUGGUAGUGAGCGCGCUUCUCAGACAUUAUCAGUUGGUACAAGAUUGAAAGAAGGUUCCCACAUAAAUCGCAGUUUACUAACCCUUGGAACUGUAAUCCGCAAAUUAAGCAAGGGAAGAAAUGGGCAUGUUCCUUACAGAGACUCUAAGCUGACACGAAUUCUGCAGAACUCCCUGGGAGGCAAUGCCAGAACAGCCAUUAUUUGCACCAUGAGUCCUGCACGCAGUCACGUUGAGCAAUCAAGAAACACCCUCUUGUUCGCGAGUUGUGCGAAGGAGGUGACUACUAAUGCACAGGUCAAUGUGAUGAUGUCAGAUAAGGCUAUGGUAAAGCAAUUGCAGAGAGAAUUGGCUAGGCUGGAGAAUGAGUUGAAGAGCUUAGUAUCAGGUUCCAUCACAUAUGAUUUUGCUGCCUUACUGAAGGAGAAAGAUCUUCUGAUUGAAAAGAUGGAUCAAGAGGUUAACGAAUUGAAACAGCAACUAGAUCUUGCUCAGUCUCAGGUCGAGAAUAGACAGCAAUCAGAUGGAGAAGAUAGAAUUCUAAGAAUUCAUGAUUAUUCGGUAUUAGAAUCAUUGAAUCUAGUCAAUCCUCCUCAUCUCAAUUUAAGUCCCAGAACAAGCAAUAUGCCUAGAGAUUUUGACGAGCCUAACACGCUUAAUUCCAGCCAGAAUUACCAAAAGAUUCCUGAAGACAACUUCCUGCUGGAUAGUACUCCUAAGUUUGUUGGCCCUAAUCCAUAUAAGGUUUGGGAGGAGAUUGCUCAAAGGGCUGACGCAGAAUCUGAAGAUAGCUGCAAAGAAGUGAGAUGCAUUGAAGUGGAGGAAUCACAAAUGGAUGAAAAAAUAGAAGCCACUCCUUCCUUACAUGGUCCUAAAGAAAUAGCUGGACAAUUACCCUUGCAAGAGGUAAUGAAAGAAGACACUGUAACAUCUCCACAGAAGGGAGUAAAGGAGGCUAUGAGUGAAGAUGCUAUAACAUCCCCACAGAAGGGAACUAAGGAGGCUAUGAGUGAAGACGCUAUAACAUCCCCACAGAAGGGACCUAAGAAGGCUAUGAAUGAAGAUGAAAUAUUGUCUCCAUAUAAGCAAUAUAAGAAGGUUAUGAAUGAACGCGCAUUAUCAUCCUUAGAAAAGGAAGCUAAAGAGUUGAGUAAAAAUGCCAAUGUAGAUUGCACUUACGAUGAUCUGAAGGAAAAAAUUCAGAGCAUGCAAAAGGCCAUCAGCUGUCUUAUCAGUUUCUGUCCUUCAGAGCUAUCUCCAAGUUCAUCUGAAGCAUUUAUGACUAAAUCUGGAAGCUUGAAAUUAACUAGAAGCAGAAGUUGCAAGCCAAGUCUCUCACCCAUGCCAUCUUAUAACUUCGAGAAGGCAGAACGGAAUGAGAACUCACUACCUGUUUUGCUUCCAAAGGUCUUCCAUGAAAGACCAGAAGACGAUCAACAAAAGAUUGCUGCAUCAAAGUUUAGUUCCAAUGUUGGAAAAUUGUCUAGAAAAAGUUCCCAAAGUUCUUUUAAGAGUGAUUGGACUGAAUCUCAAUACAGUGACAAGUCUGAUUCAGAGGAUACUAGAAGCAUUCUCAGUUUUGCUACAGAAACGAGUGAAGCAGCCAGACGUCAGUCCAAGAAACAAUAUGAUGAAAUGGUACAAAGGGCCAGAGCCAUGACCUAUGAAUCCAGAGACAAUGUAAAAGAUGCUGGCCUGGAUGCUUUGCAGCCUGGCUUUGAUUGGUCCAUCGAGUUUGAGAGGAAGCGGAGAGUCAUAAUUGAACUUUGGGAUGCAUGCAAUGUACCACUGAUCCACAGAACCUAUUUCUUCCUUCUCUUUAAAGGUGAACCUUCAGACUCUGUGUACAUGGAAGUAGAGUACAGAAGGUUGUCCUUUCUCAAGGACACAUUUUCACAUGGAACUAGCAGAACUAAAGAGAGUGAUCCAGCUUUAAGUGCAAAGGCUCUCAAACAAGAGAGGGUAAUGUUGUGCAGGAAAAUGCAGAAGAAGUUCUCAAAAAAGGAACGAGUACUCCUUUACCAGAAGUGGGGUAUUAAGUUGAACACAAAGCAAAGGUGCCUACAAUUGACAUACCUCUUAUGGAAGGACACAAAAGACAUGAACCUUAUAAAGGAGAGUGCUUCCCUUAUUGCAAAUUUGAUGGGGUUUGUGGAACCAGGACAAGCCCCCAAGGAGAUAUUUGGACUCAGUGUCAUACCUCAACCAGUAAACCAGAGAGCGUUUAAGUGGAAACACAGUUUGUCUAGUUUGUCUUCUGUAUCAUAAGUUUGUUGGAAUUAGGGAGGUACAUUUGUUGAUAUUUGGUCCCGCUUUGCUGUUCACUGGUUCAAAUGAGCUUAUAGGGUGUUCAGUUUUAUCUCCAAUUCUA